Molecule: messenger RNA, 3322 nt
Organism: Protopterus annectens (West African lungfish)
Lineage: Eukaryota; Metazoa; Chordata; Ceratodontiformes; Protopteridae
Product: mitochondrial ubiquitin ligase activator of nfkb 1-A-like
Exons: 6
Coding region: 403-1467 (354 amino acids)
Biological process (GO): organelle organization; protein ubiquitination
Molecular function (GO): ubiquitin-protein transferase activity
Source: RefSeq, a predicted model, not a curated record
AGUGGGGACAACGUGGGAUCUUUGCAGUGUUUUCUUUUUAUUGUUUAUAGGUGAAGCAUAAUGUAAACAGCUGAUGCAGGCAGUUGAAAAAAUACUACCUAACUUUUUAUUCCCAUAGUAGAAAGAUGGUGUGAUUGAUAAGGGAGUGCAAUGUUAGCAGAGCAGUUGUUUAGUGUAAGCAAAUGUGCAAAAGAAACUAUUCCACCCAAAUUGGAGAAAGAUGAGCAGUUAUACUACCAGACUAACAUAGUUUUCAAUAUCGUUUGAUCUUCAAGUAGAGAAUUUAAUGACUGGAUAUCAGAUUUCCUGUUUUGUUUUUUCCUGCCACCUCAUGAAGCCCCAAACAACUUAGCAAGCUUUUUGAAAUUCAGAAUUCCGAUCUUAUUCCCAAAAAAUCUCCAGAUGGCAACUAUGAACGAGAUUCCAUUUACAUCGUUUGAACUCAUCUGCUUGGGCUCAAGUGUGGCAUUCUCAGGCCUCUUCUAUUAUCUAUACAGAAAGCGAGCAAAGGCAUUGGAGAAGAUUAAAACUGCUCCAAAGAUGUAUCUUGAUGAACAGUUGAUAGCCAUUUUGGAUUCUACACCAGGAAAGUGCCUUCAGUAUGCAGUAAUUGAAGGUGUUGUUCGGCCAAUUGGGCAGCCUCUGCAGAGCCAGUAUCAUGGGCACUUGAAUGGAGUUUUACAGCGACUGUUGUUGAAGGAGCGGCGACUGAUAUGGAACAGCGUGGCAAGGAGCUGGAGUGAAAAUGAGAGCAUCUUGCAUGAACAUGUGAAUAUGGUGCCAUUUGAGUUAAUAUCACAGAAUGGUGGACAUGCAUCAGUCCGUGUAGUAAAUCCUUUGCAAGCCUCUGGACUUCAUUUGGAAACUGUGUUUGAAAAAUUUCAUCAGCCUAACCAUGAUUUCAAGGAUUUACUUAGCCAUUAUCUGACUGGUGAAAAACCGAAGGGUAUCUUAGAAACAGAGGAACUGAUAAAGGUCGGAGCUUCUUUGACUGGAAUUGGAGAACUGGUACUUGAUUCAGAUAAAGUUGUCAAACUGCAACCACCCAAAAAUGGUUCUGAGUAUUUUCUAACACUUGCAGACUACCAGACCCUUGUAGAUGAUCAAAGCUCUGUCAUGAAUUUCUGGAAGAUUCUAACCAUAGCCUGUGGAUUAAUUGGUGCAGUGGUGGUCCUUGUUGUUUUACGCAGAGUAUACCACCUUUUUAAAGAACAGCAAGAAUUAGAGGAGAGGAGACGAGAAUUUGAGCAGAUGAGGCAGGGAAGAGAUGAUCAGCACUUUUUGAAUGAGGAUGAUGAAAUCCCAGAGAAUGCUUGUAUUAUCUGCUUGUCAAAUCCACGACAGUGUGUGUUGCUGGGCUGUGGCCAUGUAUGCUGCUGUUUUGAUUGCUAUCAGGCUCUACCUAGCCGUACAUGUCCUAUUUGUCGAUGUGCAAUAGAGAGGGUGGUACCUCUGUACCAGGCAUAACUACCACAGUCUCAGAGUUUUACAUUUAGACACAAAUUUUUCUGUUGCCUUGCCGUGGUAUUACCUCAAAAUUUUGAUAAUCCAUUCUUUAUCUGUGAAAAUUGUGUUUAAAAAAAUUGUCACAUCUGACAUAUUUAGCCAUUUUGAUGCAUCAGGUUGAAUGUUCAUGCUUUUGCUAAAAAUGAGCAGACUUGAGUAGAGAGAUCAGUUUAUGCUGAGCCAGGUAAAUUGAGCUAUAAGAGUCUUAAUUUUAAUCUUUGUGUCACUUUAUUUGCUUCUUUUAACUCGUACUAAUUUGUUGAUUCUAGUACAGUAAUUAUUUUUUUUUUCAGUUUCUAAAUUUUGAAGUUGUCUGUCUUGAAACUAGAAGAAAAAUCUGAUAUCUGGUUUAUGGAAAAAAAACACUUGAGUCGUUUAUAUUGCUCAAAUUCCAGUUAUAGUUCACCUAUUUAUUCUUCAUUGAGCUUUGAUGGUAAUUUAUGUAUAUAAAUAUAUACUUGAUUGUUUUGCAAAUUUAGUAAGACUUGGUGUUUGAGUUCAUUUGCUGUAACUUUGUCUUUGUUAUAAUUUUGGUAUCCAGAUAGAUUGAUCUUUAUUCACUGGAAACACAAAAUGAUUUAAAGGCAUGUUAUGCAUAUGGUAAUUUUGUCUUCCUUGUAUUGCAGUAGUGGCACCCAUUAUAACCUUUACCAAACUCCCUUCCAUCCCCUUAAAGUAAUAGUGCUUCCAUACAUGUUUCUUGCUUGUUUUUCAUAUGCUGUUUCUUUACCUGUACCAGCCAAGCAUCAAUCCUGUCUCCUCUUGCUCAUUUAUUUCCCAGAGUGUAGACACCAUUUUUCCUGAUGUGUACAAGGUGCAGGAGCCAUCAGAAGAGAGGAGGACAUCAUUCAGGCAGCCACAGAUGGUAUUUGUAAUGUGCUUUAGUCUUUGACUCUGGAGUAUAUCACAGACUUGACCACAAUAGAAACUCAUGAGCAUUCAUGUUUCAGUGCUUGCCUGACUGUGUUUUGGCAUGUACCUACCUAUCAUUGUCUGAAUUCUGCUUGGAUAACUUGCUGUGAAACUCAUCCUCCACUGGGUGUCACUAUAGUAGCAAGACUAGCUGCCCUCUACCCCUGGGAACAGCAGGCUGACAUUGGCUGUUCACCCACAUCCUUUCCCAUUAGCUCCUCCAGCAUCCAGUUCUCUAGUCAGUCCUGGGUCAUCUGGGUUGCAUUAAAGGCUUUAUCUCUCUGGCUACAAACCCUUUCAUAUUUGCCAUGUGAUUAUCUGCCCAAUGCCUCUGAGUUGGGCAGCAUUUUUCAGUUUCUUGCGGUCACUGAAUUACCAGAAAUACAUGUUUUUUCGUCUUCAUCGUGAACCUAAGUCUUGUUAACAUUACUGUAAAUGUAUCUUAGCUCAUUUGUUUUGUAAAAGUACUUAAAAUAUGUCGAUCCUUUCCUGGAGUCUUACCUUUCCACAGUAAAUGUGUUUCAAGUUCUCUCAUUCAUAGAACUUCUGAUUUUUAAAGUGUAUUAUUUUGUUGUUGUAUAAUGGGGUCUGUUUUGAAUUGCUUCUGAAGGAACUGUUGCACUCAAAAGGUGUAACUAUGCACUAAAAAGUGUAAUGAUGUUUCCUACUUUUUUGAAAUCAUGGAAGUCUGCUAACCAUAACACAGGUCCUGAAGUAUUGCAUUUUAAAGUGGUUGCAAUCAACAUAGUGCCUACAGCUGAAAGAGUAGUACUGCACAAACUGUAUAACUGUUUGUCCAUUUGUGGCUUUUCUCUAUCAGUAUUGUAUGCUCAAAAUCAAAUCUUGUGUACACUGCGAUAGUGAAGUUUAAAGGAAAAAAACAUUAAAUGAAAAAUUAGCUGUU